This is a messenger RNA of Homalodisca vitripennis (glassy-winged sharpshooter), 2721 nucleotides long. RefSeq names its product signal transducer and activator of transcription C-like. Bases 42 to 2051 code for a protein of 669 amino acids. NCBI's taxonomy places the organism in Eukaryota, Metazoa, Arthropoda, Insecta, Hemiptera, Cicadellidae. The record is from RefSeq and is a predicted model, not a curated record. The transcript has 2 exons.
UGAGAAGACAUUCUGUGCUCGACCAGGAUCGUGUGCGCAUCAUGCUUUUGUAUUCCGUGUCCUUGGUGUUGUUAUGGCUGAAGCCAUCGCUGGCUGUAGACGUGCCUUCGGUCGCUUCUUCUGAAGAUAUCUCACAGAUAAACAAUCUAAGAGCUGAUGAAGGGCCUGCAGUAAGCAUAGACCCUCGACUAAGACGAGCAUUGCUACGAGUACUAACCAAAUUGGAUGAGGAAGAUCGCCGCAAAGGACAUCAGGAGGCAGCAAGGCAAAUGGCGGAAGUAAUGCAGAACAUAAUUACAGAAGAAGAUUUCAUAAAAUAUUUUCAAGAACAAGGCUUGGAGAAAGAGCUCUUAGAGCAUUUCGAAUCAAAAGAAACCCAAUCAGAGAACGAAAAGAACCUUCCCAAUUUAGAAGAAAUCCUUUCGUACAGUUCAGACGACUCUCAGAAAGAAUCUGAAACUCCUUUCACUUUUGCCUCUUAUCCAGAAGAUAAAAAUGAGGGCAAAAAUGGAGAUUUAGUUCAAGAUUUUAAAAAUAAGGAUAAAUACCCGGCCACAAAUCCAACGCCAUCUUUAAGGGAUGCCAUUUACUUCCAAAUUCCAGAACCUAUUCACAUCUCAGAAUCAGAGGUGAAAGAAGAGAAAGACAGUGGGACUUUUAAUGUGCAAGAAACAAGGAGCAUACAGGGACCUACUCUUGUUUCACCGACAGAAGAUAACAGCUAUCACGCGGAACAACUAAAAGUGCAAGAGGAAGAAAAUACAAGCUUAUUUACAAACAACCAGUCUGAUAAAGAAAAUAUCGAGGAAGAACAAAAAGUAAGUUUUAUCACUGUUGAUCAAACUAAAAGCAAUGAAUAUCAAGGUAGAGAUAAUGACAAGGACUUAAAAACCGAAGUGGACUUUCAAACCAGUAAUGGGACAGAAGUUCAGGAUACUGAGGAUUCUGGAAACUCUUCCAUGAAAGUUAAAUUAGAAAAACAUGAAGUUGAAUUCCUUCAUGCUCCUCUUUUAGCUGCAUUUACUGUUCAACAAGACCAGCAAGGACUUCCUAGGAGAGUGAUUCCCCUUAAUUACCAAGCAUCUGGUGAACCUAUUCCAUUGCCAAGCAAUAAGGAUCAGCAGAGUUUAAGCAAACAAAAUUCGAUUGAAGAUAAACAAAAACAACUUCAACAACAGGUCAAUUUCUUGCAAGAUCAGCAACUUCAGGAACAACAGUAUCAAAGACUUCAGGAGUUUGUAAAGCAGAGACAGAGACUUCUUGAAGAAGAAGCGCAGAGACAGUUGAUAAUUGAAAACCAGAAAAGACAGUAUGAGAAUGAGCAAAGACUGAUCAUUGCAAGGCAACGUCAACAACAGAUACUCUUCCAAAACCAGCAACAAGACUCUCAAUUAGAGGCUCUGAAAGAACUGGAAAGACAGAGAUAUUACCAACAACAGCAGAACUAUCAAAGUAAUAUUCAAAAUCCCCAAAACGUUCACUUUCAGAAAAGCGUUGACUUUCAGUUUCAAGCUAAUGCACAGCAACCAGCGAGCUUCUCCCAGCCAUCAAACAAAUUUCAAAAUUCCUUUAACAACUACAACACUCCCUUUCAGCCCUCCGUAGAGUUAAACAGGGUUAAUCGCCAUGAGCCUUCUAACUUUAUAGGGAAUUUUGGACUCUCUAAUUCACAACCCAGCUUCAAUUUUCAUUCAUCGGGACGGGCAACAGUCCAACCCUUCGUACAACCAACUCAAUCAACCUACAUUCAACCUUCGAACUUCAUACAGCCUUCGUUUCAACAACACAGAUUCUCGCAGUCCAACCAGUUUUUGCGUUCUCAACCUUCCCUCUCGGUAGAUGGUCAAAUACAGAGUCUUCUGUCUAUCGCUGGAAUUGCAGGAGGCCUACAGAAUAAACCCAAUGCACAAGAAGACCUGAAUAUAGUUUCUAAAGUUCUCGCACUCGGACACGGCGAGGCGCAGUUUCAAAGACAACAAUUUCAAGCAUCAACAAAACACGAAACCAUAGUAGAACCACCAUCUCGGGUCGUAGAACCACCUAAGUUGUGAAAGCAUGAGAAGUGUACAUAAUCGUUGCCAUCUGAAACCUCUGUGACUGACAAUCAAAAUAGGUUUUUAUACGAUAAGCCUAUCUGAAAUAUUGCCGACUUCAGUUCUUAUAAAAUAUUUUGUGUGUUUUCAGAUUUGCUCAAGAAUCGUAAGCUGUAAAUAGAAUGUUUUAGUUUCUGUAGAGUUAUCUUAUUCGCUGUUAAAUCACAGUCAUGCCCAGUUGGAACCAGUACUAAGUGUUAAUGAAGGCACCCAGAUUCCAAAUGUGUUAGGCGAAACGUAAAUAAAAGUGGUAAUAUACAAUUUGGAACUGUCCAAGUGUUUUAAUUAGCUCCGUAGGGUAUAUCAUGACAACUUACACUAUUUUAGGCGUGUGUAUUUUUACUUGCAUAUUGACACCAAUUUUUCUUUCCUACAUUAGAGUAAGCGAUACAAGGCAGUCCUAUUACCUACACUGUAUUCUGAAUAUAGAUAAUGUAUUACGCUAUACUCAUGUGAUUGUUAAGCAGUCGUUAAAAAUACUUUGUUUAUUUAUUUUACUUUGUUCUUUGUUAAAUAUUAACUCUCUAAAGAAAUAGUAAAAUCUGUUUGCCCCAGCCAAAUAUACAAAUAAGUUAUGUUAUUGUUAAUGUAUAGUUGUGUAAAUAAAGAUAAUAGUGUUACUAAUACA